Molecule: messenger RNA, 1422 nt
Organism: Emys orbicularis (European pond turtle)
Lineage: Eukaryota; Metazoa; Chordata; Testudines; Emydidae
Gene: NR1I3
Product: nuclear receptor subfamily 1 group I member 3
Biological process (GO): positive regulation of transcription by RNA polymerase II; negative regulation of transcription by RNA polymerase II; cell differentiation
Molecular function (GO): RNA polymerase II cis-regulatory region sequence-specific DNA binding; nuclear receptor activity; zinc ion binding
Source: RefSeq, a predicted model, not a curated record
AUGAGUGGAGACAGCCAAACACCCCCUCUCAGACUGCCAGGCUUGGCCUGGCACUGCCCCCAGUCCAGCUUCCCACAAGGGUCUGUGACUGGGGAGUGUCCAGGGGACAAGCAGGGCCGACUUCUCAGCCCUAGGACAUUAAGCAGCUUGCCUGUGGGUGCCUGGGGGCCAGGAGCUGCCAUGCUCAGCCCCUCUGAUAGGGAGAGCAGCAGCAGUAGCAGCAGCAGCAGCCCCAGCGUGCUGAGCCUUGGGGCCGGGAGCAGGGAAGACGGGGAGCCAGAGGGAGAGGAGAAAAUCUGCGCCGUGUGCGGCGACCGAGCCACCGGCUACCACUUCCAUGUCAUGACCUGCGAGGGCUGCAAGGGCUUCUUCAGGCGGUCGAUCAGCAAGGGCGUGUGCUUCACCUGCCCCUUCACCCGCAACUGCACCAUCACCAAAGCCAAGCGCCGGCAGUGCCAAGCCUGCCGCCUCCAGAAGUGCCUGGCCGUGGGCAUGAGGAAGGACAUGAUCAUGUCAGAGGAGGCUCUGCAGAUGCGCCGGGUCCUGCGGAAGCAGAAGAAGCAGGAGCGGGAGCCGGCGGAGGAGCCGGCGGAGCUGACAGAGGAGCAGGAGCAGCUCAUCAGCAGCCUCAUCGAGGCCCACAAGAGGCACUUCGACUCCGGCUUCUCCCAGUUCGUGCAUUGCCGGCCCCCAGUGCGAUUGUACAUCCACAGCCUGAGCCCUCAGAGACCCCAGGAGCCCAGGGUUCCCCAUGUCCUGCGGGGGCUCUCCCAGCCUGAGGAGGGUGGCCCCCUGGCCCCCUUGCAGAGCCUGCAGGGGGACAUGCUGCCUGACAACUUCUCCAUGCUGCCCCACUUCGCCGACCUCAGCACCGUCCUCAUCCAGCAAGUGAUCAAAUUCGCCAAGGAGAUCCCAGCCUUCAGGAGUUUGCCGAUCGAUGACCAGAUUUCGCUUCUCAAAGGCGCCACUUUGGAGAUCUGCCAGAUCCAGUUCAACACGGUCUUCAACGAGGAGACCAAGGCCUGGGAGUGCGGCCAGCACUGCUACACCAUACAAGACGGCGCCCUGGCUGGGUUCCAGCAGAUCUACCUGGAGCCGCUGCUCAAGUUCCACAUCAGCCUGAAGAAGCUGAGGCUGCACGAGGCUGAGUACGUCCUGCUGCUGGCCAUCGCCCUGUUCUCGCCUGACCACCCUGGCAUCACCCAGCGCCACACCGUCGACCAGCUGCAGGAGAAGAUGGCCCUCACGCUGAAGAGCUACAUUGACCAACGGCAUCCGCUGCCCGAAGGCAGGCUCCUCUACGCAAAGCUGCUCUUGCUGCUGACCGAGCUGCGGACGCUCAAGGUGGAGAACACACGGCAGAUCCUGCACAUCCAGGACCUGACCACCAUGACGCCGCUGCUCUCCGAGAUCAUCAGCUAG